GUGGACGAUGCCCAGAGCACGGUGUCGGUGGAGUUCACGCCCACCAUCCCUCACUGCAGCAUGGCCACGCUCAUCGGCCUCUCCAUCAAGGUCAAGCUGCUCCGCUCGCUGCCCGAGAGGUUCAAGCUGGAUGUUCACAUAACUCCAGGAACACAUGCCUCUGAGCACGCAGUUAACAAACAGCUCGCUGAUAAGGAGAGGGUGGCAGCUGCUUUGGAAAACUCUCACCUGCUGGAAGUGGUGAAUCAGUGUUUGUCUGCUCGGUCAUGAUUGCCUGCUGAGGAAAUCAUUGCUGUUCUGAUCUACUCAACUGAUUUUGUAUAUAAGUGGUGAUGUUACAAUUUACAUAAAACGGUGAGCAAAAUAAAAUCACUUAAAUUCUCUUGAGGAAAUGUUUCUUUGCUCUUUAAAAAAAUACUAUGCUUACAGACAGCUACAAAAAUACAAUAAAAAUUGGCUUUUUAAUUGUAUGAGUCAUUGCAUGGGUAGAAUUUUCCAUUAAAGAUAUUUUUUCAACUUA
Molecule: messenger RNA, 520 nt
Organism: Zonotrichia albicollis (white-throated sparrow)
Lineage: Eukaryota; Metazoa; Chordata; Aves; Passeriformes; Passerellidae
Source: RefSeq, a predicted model, not a curated record